GCGCGGUGCAUGUGGCGCGACGAGCGAUACUGAAACACUCAGAAAACCGACACUCCCACUUUCAGUUCGGGAUCAUAAUGGUCCGAUUUCGGGAGACGUUACGGAAGUACGCUCAUGAUUCGUUGCGUAGCGGUUAUGUCAAUGUUAAAAAAUUAAAAUUUUAAAUGAGGGUGAGUGAAUUUCGGAAAAUUGAACGGAGAGAUUGUCAUUGGGAAUUACAGAAUAAAAACGAACAAAUAAUAUAAAUUCUAAAAUAAACAAAGCUAAAAUAAUAAACUAAAUAAUACGAAUAUACAUAAAUAAAAAUUGUUUGUAACGAGCAAUAAAAAUGAAGUUAAAACAAAUACUCGAUGUGGGGUUCCUGUUAAACGCCCUAAUAGUAUCAGUAGUGAGUGCUGGUCCUGCAUGGAAGGAAAUCCAACGCGGUGGAGGGUUAAAAAUUGGCUCCGGAGGAGGGAAGAACACGUCUUUACUUAGAGGAAACGGUGGAACAUCUUCAGGUAUCAAGUUGGGAGGAAGCACUCGAGGUAUCCGCACCACGACGACCAUACUCCCCGAGGAAGACCACAUUUUCGCUCCAACGACGCCGAGCGUCAAAACGGGAAUGAAUCAUCUCCACAUCGGCAUAAUGGUUCCUUACAAAUCGUUCGGAGUGAGAGAGUACAAAAAGGCUGCAAGCAGUGCUACUGCUUACGUUCAGAGAAAAUUGAAGUUUUUCAAAAACCACGACAUCCAAACGCAUUUGGAAAUGCAAGAGAUGACUCCCAGUCCUACAGCAAUUCUGAAGUCUCUGUGUAAGGAGUUUUUAUCCUACAACGUUUCUGCAAUAUUGUAUCUUAUGAACUAUGAACAGUACGGACGUAGUACUGCUUCAGCACAAUACUUUCUUCAGUUAGCUGGAUAUUUGGGUAUACCUGUAAUUGCUUGGAAUGCCGAUAAUUCGGGACUCGAACGCAGGGCCUCUCAACAGUCAUCGUUGAUGUUGCAACUUGCGCCGUCUCUCGAACAUCAAACUGCAGCUAUGUUAAGCAUUUUGGAACGGUACAAGUGGCAUCAAUUCUCUGUGGUGACCAGCCUGAUUGCCGGUCACGAUGACUUUAUCCAAGCCGUUAGGGAGCGAGUUUCGGCAAUGCAGGAUCGCUUCAAGUUCACCAUAUUAAAUGCAGUUUUGGUGGCUAACAGAGGCGAUUUGGCAGCGCUGGUAGACUCUGAGGCUCGGGUUAUGCUUUUAUACUGUACUCGGGAAGAGGCCAUCGACAUUCUAACUGCGGCCAGGGACCUUCAUCUCACUGGAGAAAAUUACGUUUGGGUAGUUACUCAGAGUGUUGUAGAAAAUCCUCAACAGACGCCUUAUCAGUUUCCCGUAGGAAUGCUCGGUGUCCACUUCGACACUUCGAGUUCCUCAUUGGUCAACGAAAUCAUGACAGCCGUAAAAGUGUAUGCCUACGGAGUGGAAGACUUCACUUCGGAUCCGGAUAACGACGGCAGAUCCCUGAACACCCAACUCUCCUGCGAAGGGGCCGGAGCGGCCAGAUGGGACACCGGAGACAGGUUCUUCCGGUAUCUAAGAAACGUCAGCGUCGAAGGCGAUCAAGGCAAACCCAAUCUAGAGUUUACGCAAGACGGAGUCCUUCGAGCGGCUGAACUGAAGAUUAUGAAUUUGAGACCUGGCGUCAGUAAACAACUAGUAUGGGAGGAAAUCGGAGUAUGGAAAUCCUGGCAGAAGGAAGGAUUGGACAUAAAGGAUAUCGUUUGGCCGGGAAACAGCCACACGCCUCCACAGGGAGUGCCGGAAAAGUUUCACUUGAAAAUAACUUUUUUGGAGGAACCGCCGUAUAUCAACUUGGCCCCGCCGGACCCCGUCACAGGGAAAUGCUCCAUGGACAGGGGAGUCCUGUGCAGAGUGGCUACCGACGCUGAUAUCACUGAGGUCGAUAUGUCUCAAGCUCACAGAAACGGCAGUUACUACCAAUGCUGUUCCGGAUUCUGCAUAGAUUUGUUACAAAAAUUCAGCGAGGAAUUGGGUUUCACAUAUGAGCUAGUGCGCGUGGAAGACGGCAGAUGGGGAACAAACGAUAACGGCAAAUGGAACGGAUUAAUCGCAGACUUGGUUAAUCGAAAAACCGAUAUGGUUCUUACUUCAUUAAUGAUAAACGCAGAAAGAGAAGCCGUGGUGGAUUUCAGUGUUCCUUACAUGGAAACCGGUAUUGCUAUUAUAGUGGCAAAACGAACUGGAAUUAUUUCACCUACGGCGUUCUUGGAACCCUUCGACACUGCCUCUUGGAUGCUGGUCGGCAUCGUUGCCAUACAAGCAGCUACAUUCACAAUAUUCCUAUUCGAAUGGCUCUCGCCGAGCGGAUUCGAUAUGAAACUUUCUUUGAACCAGCAUCCCUCGGCUUCGCAUAGAUUCUCUUUAUUCAGGACUUACUGGCUGGUUUGGGCCGUUCUAUUCCAAGCCGCCGUGCACGUCGACUCUCCCAAGGGAUUCACCGCGAGAUUUAUGACCAAUGUUUGGGCGAUGUUCGCCGUUGUCUUCCUCGCUAUCUACACUGCCAAUCUAGCAGCCUUCAUGAUCACCAGAGAAGAAUUCUUCGAAUUCUCCGGCGUAGCCGAUCACCGAUUGUGUAGGCCAACAUCCCACAAACCGAUGAUAAAAUUCGGCACGAUUCCCUGGUCUCACACCGAUUCAACCAUAGCGAAGUAUUUCAAAGAAAUGCACGCCUACAUGCAACCAUAUCAAAGAUCGAACGUCGUCCAAGGUGUGGCCGACGUUCUGAGCGGGGAAGUCGAUGCUUUUAUCUACGAUGGAACAGUUUUGGAUUAUUUAGCCGCCCAGGAUGAAGAUUGUAAGUUACUAACCGUCGGUUCUUGGUACGCCAUGACCGGAUAUGGAUUAGCAUUUCCAAGGAACUCUAAAUAUCUCAAAAUGUUCAACAAAAGAUUGCUGGACUUUCGGGAAAACGGCGAUCUGGAACGCCUGAGACGCUACUGGAUGACGGGCACCUGCAGGCCGGGCAAGCAGGAGCACAAAAGCUCCGAUCCGCUGGCUUUGGAGCAAUUCUUGUCGGCGUUUUUGCUUCUUAUGUCAGGUAUUCUUCUAGCGGCGCUACUUCUCCUUCUCGAGCAUCUUUACUUCAAAUACGUACGAAAGCAUCUGGCGAAAACCGACAGAGGUGGCUGUUGCGCGCUGAUUAGCCUCUCCAUGGGGAAGAGUCUAACUUUCAGGGGUGCCGUUUACGAAGCUCAAGAUAUCCUUAGGAAUCACAGGUGCAAGGAUCCUCUUUGCGACACGCAUUUGUGGAAGGUAAAGCGGGAAUUGGACGUGGCGAAUUUGAGAAUCAAACAAUUGGAGAAAGAAAUGGAGACGCACGGUAUAAAACCACCGCCGCCUUGUAAGCGUGUAAUUGUAUCAGGUGAACAAGCAAGGGCUAGAUUGAGAAAUUUGAAUCCCACUGGAAGAGGGGGAAGUGACAUUGAUUUAUUCGGGCCACGGACGGAGAUAGCUGAAAUGGAAACUGUACUGUGAUUUAAUAAAGCUUAAAAAUUAUCAACCCCAAUCAAGAAAAUAACACCAAACCCAGCAAAAGCUGAAGUUUAGAACACUGGCGUUCAAUAAAAAGUGUUCCAUUUUAACUUAUCAUUGAUGGUCAACUUGUUCAAAGUCAAACGCUAAUUUUUAUUUAAUGUCAAUCGACUAAUCAGCGUAAAGGAAAAUUAACUCUUUGACUGACAAAGUUGCUUAAUGGAAUAAUUUGAAUGUUUUAAUUUAUUGCCUGAAAAAAAAACUCUUAUGAUUAAGGUGCAUUGUUAAUUAGUUACAGUGAUGAAUUACCUGAGUGAUUUUCCAAAUAAUACUUUUAUAAAUACAUCACUAUAUGUAAAAUUUUUGCCAAUUCAAAAAAUGUAUGUUCAAUAUGAUAACUGCCGUUAUACAUUGUUUUAUGAGAAUUUGAAAAUUAACAAUUUUUUCAACGUGUAUAAUUUUGUACUUCUUGUAAUUGAAUAUGAUUCUAGCGUUACUUAAUUAAGAUAAGUUAUAAAUUUUUCGAAUUCUCGUAAGUAUUUUAGGGUUAUAUGGCAGUUAAUAUUAAACUGUAAGCCAUUAAUUAUAGCUUUCAGGAUAUUUAUUUGUCAUUUAUGGUAAUAUACAUAAAUUGUUUUUUUAUAAGUAUAAUUCGAAAGCACUGGUAAUUUAUAUGGAACUUAUAUUCUCAAAGUUCUAUCAGCUCAUUAAAUAAUUUUAUUAAUUUAUUUUCUUCUAAUAUGGAAAAUUGUAGAUAGGAAUAAAAUAAAUUUAUAUACGUAAAAUGUGAUAGUUACACAGAUCAAUCAAGAAUCACUAUAAAUUAAUUUAUAUUAUGUAAUUACACAAUAAUUUUUUUAUUGCUGCUAUAUUUGUAAAACUAUCUUUUAUGUGGUAUACAAAAUAAAUACAAUAAAAUUGUGGUCCUAAUUAUGCAAAUUGAAUAUUUAUGAUUAAAUUGCAGUUUAUGAGUAGUUUUUUAAAGUUAAGUGAAGCUCAGAUCUGUGUAACUUUCUUAUGAUUUACAUUGUUGUUGCUAAAAUGUUGUUGCUGUUAUUGUUGAUGUUAACUACACUGCUAAUUAUAUUUAUUUCUAAAGGCAUAUUGACGAAAUCGUAUCCAAUAUUUUUGAAUUUUAUUGUUAAAUUAAAUUGUACCUUAUGUACCUUAAUUAGUUCAUUGCAUGCAUUCAUGGGAAACUUUGAAUAACCUAUUCAAUGAUAUUAAUAUUUUUAUAUGGAUUAUAUAAAUAAUUAAUUAGAGGAAACUUUUGAAUGAUUCAAAUAAAAUAAGAGGGAUUUGAAGAGGGAAAGAUUUCGUCAAAAUGAUUUGCCAAAAUUUUGAUUAACUAUAAAAUUAUCGUUUACAGGCACGCACUCAUUAGUUUUUAGUAUGAUGUAUAUAACUACAAAAUAUUUAUUAAUUUAUAUAUUACCUGUAAAACUAGAAAUCAAAAUGUUUAAAUUAUAAAAGCAGAUAUUGCAAAAAGUAAUAAAUUAUGUGUCGGUGUUCAAUAUUUGUUCAACUAAAGCUGCGGAACAUAGACGGGUAUCUAGGUAUUUAAAACAAAAGUAAUUUCUUCGAUUUAAAAUGAUAAUCUAGACAGGUGAAUAAAUAAGAAAAUAUUUUUUUAUAUAAAAUAUCUCUUUAAAGAACGGCUAUUACGUAUAUCUACAAUAAAUAAAUAUUUUCAUUACCUAGCUUAUUUUAGAUUCAAGUCUAUGAUUCCGAAAACAUAAAAAUACACGUAACUUUUAAUGUAAAUAAGGUUUGCAAUAAAAUUUCAUUUAAAAACAGUCAAUAAUAUAGAAUUAUAAAUGUUAACUGUGUAAUCACUAUAUAUUCAAGUAAAAUAAAACAUAACUCUAUGUUUCAUUAAAUCAUUAUUAAAACACUCGACAAUAAAAACCGAACUAAAAUACGAAAUUUGUGUUGACCAUUUUUUUCUCUUGUGCAUUUAUUUCUUGUAUUACUACAAAAUUGCAAAAUCCGUGAUUUUGAUACAAUGUGAUAAUAAAAAUUGAAAAACAUCGCCGUUCUGUUUUAAUUAAUCCUUCAAGUCUUCAUGCUUUGACUCUUUGAUCUUAAGAUAAUUUUUUAACAUAUUUUUAAUAUAAUCGGUUACAAGAAACCUAAAAAAAA
This is a messenger RNA of Phyllotreta striolata, 5665 nucleotides long. The record is from the annotation of a GenBank genome assembly. Lineage: Eukaryota; Metazoa; Arthropoda; Insecta; Coleoptera; Chrysomelidae.